AUGGAUCACAUGGAUGGAACCGAUGCAGAAUCAGGAACCUCAUCUGAGCUUGAGGUUAGUCAAGCUUUGCGCCGAUUGGAGAUACAAUUAAGUUUGAAUGAGGACAGCUUUGAAGAUAUUGCUCCCUUCUGCAAUAAGCAAGAAACUACAAUCGAUUCAAACCCUCAGCACAAUAAAAGGGUGAUCAACAAUCAAGAGCAAUCUGCAGCUUUCUCUGAACCUGAUGAUCAAGGGCUAUUUUAUGAUGAAUAUAGGCAAGAGCAUCAUUCACAAUUAUCAUAA
Molecule: messenger RNA, 282 nt
Organism: Sphenostylis stenocarpa
Lineage: Eukaryota; Viridiplantae; Streptophyta; Magnoliopsida; Fabales; Fabaceae
Source: the annotation of a GenBank genome assembly